Molecule: messenger RNA, 2492 nt
Organism: Periophthalmus magnuspinnatus
Lineage: Eukaryota; Metazoa; Chordata; Actinopteri; Gobiiformes; Gobiidae
Gene: ankk1
Product: ankyrin repeat and kinase domain containing 1
Exons: 9
Coding region: 93-2309 (738 amino acids)
Biological process (GO): protein phosphorylation; regulation of cell cycle process
Cellular component (GO): cytoplasm
Molecular function (GO): protein binding; ATP binding; protein kinase activity
Source: RefSeq, a predicted model, not a curated record
AAGAGUAAAGCUCCUCCACAUGUGUAAGCUUAGUGGUUGAGCGUGAAUUAGUAGUAUUGCUUUGUGAAUAGUGGGCGCAGUGCUGUGUACUCAUGGAGCUCUUGAACCCGUCCCUUGGGCAGCUCAGAGACUUCAAGAAAGACGACUUCGAGGCUGACUGGAUUAAGGUGUCAGAAUGCAGAUUUGGCCAGGUGUACCAGACAAAGCUGAAAAUGUGGCGGGAAAAGUGUGCUGUGAAGACCUUUGACACACAGUCUUGGAGACAAAUCAUCAAUGAAGUGUCAGGGAUUGCAAAAGUGAAAUUCAAGUACCUGGUGUCCAUAUACGGGACGUGCAGUGAGGCGACUAGCAUGGUGAUGGAGUACAUGAGUAAUGGCUCCCUCAACAAUCUGCUGGCCAGCCACACUUUGACAUGGCCAAAGAAGUUCCAGAUGAUUCACGAGACGUCCAUGGGCAUGAAUUUCCUCCACAGCAUCAAACCGCCAUUACUCCACCUCAACCUGAAGACGUCAAACCUCCUGCUGGACGAUCAUCUUCAUGUCAAGAUUACAGAUUUCAGUUUAAUCCGGUGGGAGAAGAGUAUGAGCAAGAAGUCGUUUAUGGAGCACCUUAUAGCCAGAGGGAACAUAAGUUACAUCCCUCCUGAGACGUUCACUACCAGCCCUGAACCUCCUGGAACUGCCUUCGAUGUGUACAGCUUUGGAGUGGUGAUGUGGGAAAUACUGACUCAGCAAAAACCAUAUGCAGGGAGCAGUGUGACCACAGUGCUGGUGCAGCUGGCACAGGGGAAGAGGCCUAGUCUGGAGAUUUUGCCUGAGCACAAACCACAGGAGUGUGAGGCCCUCAUCAACAUCAUGAAACUGUGCUGGGACCAGGACCAAUGCAUGAGACCACCAUUCUCAGACAUUGUAGUGAAAACUGAAGCUCUCAGUGAAGUCCUUAUGAUCCCAGGCCCUGUGAACAAUGGACAAGUGAAUCCUUGGAUUGUUUUGCCUCCUAAUAAGAUUCAGAUGCCUGACCUCCCCUCAGGUGAUCGCUAUGGCAAGGAGACCAUAAUUUCUCUUCUGUCCAAAAAGGAUUUUGGCACUUUUAGAAAAUCCGUGAGGAGAGAGGAUGUGCGCAGACUGUUUUCAGAGAGGAAGAGUCUUCUCCACUUCACAGUGGCCAGUGGAGACGUGGAGAGUGUCAAACAGGUGCUGAGUCUGGGCGCUGAGGUCAACUGUGAAACCUCCAAAGGCAGCACACCUCUUAGCAUUGCUGUUAUAAAAAGGUUUCAUGACAUUGUUUCGUUGUUAUUGGACCAUGGUGCUGACCCCACGGCUGCAGACAAUGAUGGGUGGACAGCUCUCCAUUUUGCUGCUCAGAAUGGAGACGACAGGACAGUGAGGCUCCUUCUGGACAAAGGAGCGGAGGCGGGGGCCAGAGAAAAGGCCGGAUGGACACCUCUCCACUUGGCCUGCCAGAAUGGACACGAGGCUGUAGUGCGUCUGCUGCUCUCACGUUUGUCAGACGAGGCAGUGGGAGGGCGAGAGGGAAGGGGGCUGACUCCUCUCCACCUGGCCUCAGUCUAUGGACAUCUGAACAUCAUCAAGCUGCUCCUCACCAAGGGAGCGGACCCCAACGCUGCUGACAUCUCGCUCUCCACUGCCCUGCACUUCGCUGCUGAGGAGGGACAUAACAGGGCGGUGCGGCACCUGCUGAAGUAUGGAGCUAAUAUUGAUGGCGGGGACAGCAGAGGCUAUACUCCACUUCACCUGGCUGCAAUGAGGGGUCACACGGGCAUAUGCAGGCAGCUACUUUCAAACAAGGCCUGCCUCAACUCCAGGACGCUACAGGGCUGGACCCCCAUGCACCUGGCUGCAUUCAAGGGGCAUGAGGCCACUGUGGCUCAGCUAAAAAGUCAGGGCGGGACAGUGGACGCCAAGGGGGAGAAAGGGUGGACACCUCUGCAUCUCGCCUGUCAUCAAAGUGAGCCUCUGGUGGUGGCUAAGCUCCUGGCAGCUGGAGCCAACCCCAACGGGGCAGAGGACAGUGAGGGCUGGACCCCCCUCCAUGUGGCUUGUACCAGUGUGAGCUUCCCCUGCGUCCUACACCUGAUUUCACACGGUGCAGAUGUGAAUGUAUUGAGCAGUGGGAAAGUCACACCUCUGCAUGUGGCAGCUAAGCACGGCUGUGUAUCCAUAGCCAAGGCUCUGCUGUUGAACGGGGCCGACACUUCUGCACUGGACUCAUCAGGGGUCUCUGCCUUAACUGUGGCACAGAGCAACAACAAGUGGGAAAUAGUGCAACUACUGGAGAAAGGAUGCUAAUUGCGCAGUGACUCCCAAAUCAACUAAACUAGUGUUACCUCCACCACAGUUAUGAGAGAAGACAUUACAUGCAAAACCAAUUCUUUUCAAUUUUCUGUUUUGUGACCAGUUUGGCCUCUCAACUUACAAGCUUUCAUGUGGAAACAACAAAAUCGGCCAACUUGCACAGAUACUAUAUUAUUU